ACAAGGCAGAAGCUACAGGCAACCUACACAGUGUCGAAAAGAUCAAAACUUUCUCAGCCGUUAGAUCUUCAUUUCAUCUCUCUUUCUUCUUCUUCCUCUCACUCUCUCUCUGUGCCAUCUGACCAGUGGGUUUGCAGAUAUUCAAACAACUCACCCCUCUUUUACUCGCCUCUCUCUCCGAUUCUCCAGAGCCGAUUAGGGUUUCUGGAUUCCGAUUGAAAAACCGUUCCUUUUCCUCGAUUCCAGCGGAUUGAGUGUGCAAUCCAUCCUCACCCUGAAAAGGUAGCAGAGAAACGAGGUGGAGGAUGACGGAUUCGAGCGCGGCGAUGCCGUUGGAGAUGGCACAAAUCUUCGCGACGGCGAUGACGAAUUGGUGGGACGAGGUUAACGAGUCAACUCGGUGGCAAGAUGGGAUCUUCUUCUCUCUCUGUGGAGCUUAUGCUCUCGUCUCCGCCAUCGCUCUCGUCCAGUUGGUGAGGAUCCAAAUGAGGGUGCCUGAGUAUGGCUGGACCACUCAGAAGGUGUUUCAUCUUAUGAACUUCGUCGUCAAUGGAGUUCGUGCGGUUCUAUUUGGAUUUCACCAUCAAGUCUUUCUCGUGCAUCCGAAGGCUCUUUGCUGGAUAUUAUUGGAUCUUCCGGGCCUCCUCUUUUUCUCGGCAUACACCCUGCUUGUUCUCUUCUGGGCUGAGAUAUAUCACCAGGCAAGAAGUUUACCAACUGAUAAACUGCGGAUAACAUAUAUUGCAGUCAACGUGGCUGUAUAUUUGGCUCAGGUUGUUAUUUGGGUAUGCAUCUGGGUGAAUGAUAACAGCACUGUGGAACUAGUUGGGAAGAUAUUUAUGGCAGUUGUGUCUUUCAUCGCUGCUUUAGGCUUCUUGCUUUACGGAGGAAGAUUGUUUAUUAUGCUGAGAAGGUUCCCUAUUGAAUCAAAAGGAAGAAGGAAGAAGCUCCAUGAGGUUGGAUCUGUGACAGCGAUAUGCUUCACCUGCUUCCUCAUAAGAUGCAUUGUGGUGGGUGUAUCAGCUUUUGACAGAGAUCUAACGCUGGAUGUUCUUGAUCAUCCAGUUCUGAACUUAAUCUACUAUAUGGUGGUAGAAGUACUUCCAUCGGCACUAGUGCUCUUCAUCCUCCGGAAGCUACCUCCAAAGAGAGUAUCAGCUCAGUACCAUCCUAUCCAGUAGACUUUUUUUUUAGCUGAAGCCAUCACACGGCGACUCUGAUGAUGUUGCAAGAGAGACAGUAAAGAUUCAGUAAAGAAAAUAUGGUCAGGACAGAAUUUUUAAGAGUUGCUGGCGGAUGUUUGAUUGUCAUGUUAUGUCUGGUUGAAAAUAAUAACCAAUUGUUUUACCUUUUUUUUUUCCUUCGCAAAUGACACACUGUUCUAACCA
This is a messenger RNA of Raphanus sativus (radish), 1388 nucleotides long. RefSeq names its product tobamovirus multiplication protein 1. NCBI's taxonomy places the organism in Eukaryota, Viridiplantae, Streptophyta, Magnoliopsida, Brassicales, Brassicaceae. The record is from RefSeq and is a predicted model, not a curated record. The transcript is spliced from 11 exons. Gene Ontology annotation, cellular component: plant-type vacuole membrane. The coding region runs from base 306 to 1181 and encodes 291 amino acids.